AUGCUCUCGUCUGAUGAGCGCUCCGUGCUGCCCGCCGAGUUGAGCGAGUCACUCAAGGAGUUUGGACCUGACGCUGCGGUGCAGGGUCUGUUGCCCCGCGCCACCGAAAGCUCGAGUCGGCUGGAGGCGGAAAACGAUGUGCUCCAGAGGUACUACGACAAGAAGCUUGCGAUCGUAUGGGCCAGUCACAACAACCCCGACACCACGUUCGACUACAUCCACCCGUUUGCUCUCUUGACGCAGGCUGGUUCAGCAAUAUCCUGGAGGGUGUGUUUCUCGAAGAAAGCCGAAGUGCGUUCAAAUCGAUCAAUGGCGUGCGUCAAUCCCGUGCGCAACAAGGCCAAUGCGAUCGUGGUGGGCCUUCUCCACCGUGGGUGCGCGGAGUCGACGCGCUGCAUCGUGACAAGAGAGCCCCUCGAUCUGCCCGAGCAGCAAGUUACGAGCUGCUCCACCGAGAGUGGCAGCGCGGGGUGCAACGGUGGGUGGCCGUACGCCGCUAUGACGUACGUGUCGAUGACCGGGAUCUGCUUGGAGAGCGACUACCCGUAA
Messenger RNA from Aphanomyces invadans, 549 nucleotides. RefSeq lists its product as hypothetical. The transcript is spliced from 2 exons. Gene Ontology annotation, molecular function: cysteine-type peptidase activity. Bases 1 to 549 code for a protein of 182 amino acids. Gene Ontology annotation, biological process: proteolysis. Lineage: Eukaryota; Oomycota; Saprolegniomycetes; Saprolegniales; Verrucalvaceae. The record is from RefSeq and is a predicted model, not a curated record.